Molecule: messenger RNA, 686 nt
Organism: Momordica charantia (bitter melon)
Lineage: Eukaryota; Viridiplantae; Streptophyta; Magnoliopsida; Cucurbitales; Cucurbitaceae
Product: CRIB domain-containing protein RIC4
Source: RefSeq, a predicted model, not a curated record
AAACCCCAAAUUCUUUCUUCUGAAUGAAAGAAGAAAAAUGAGAAGAAAAAUGGAGAGGCUCGUUCUUCUUCCUUUCUCUGUGGGCUGUAUCUCCGAAUCAAGUGUUGCUGUGGGAAUUCAACAGACUGCAACAUCCAAAUUGCCAAGAUCAAGGGGCGAGAAAGUUGAGGAUGGAGAAGAAGGAGAAGGAACUCUUUUAGAGGAAAGUUUGAAGAACUCGCAAAAGUUCUCAGCACUUGCAAAGCCUAAUAUAGCAGUUGGCUUUCAUAGGCUUUACAGAGGUUUCAAGAACAUCUCUCAAUUAUUUGUGUACAAAGAGGAGAUGGAAGAAAUGGAGAUGAUGGAUAUGGAAAUAGGGUCCCCCACAGAUGUGAAGCAUGUGACACACAUAGGCUGUGAUAUUGCCUCCACAAUAGAUGAUGAUAAUCAUAAUGCCAAUAAUAACCCUUUCAUUGCUAAUUGGGAAACUCUUCUAACUUGGACCCAAUUUGAUGAUCAUCAACUUUCAAACCCAUUGCCUAAUGUUGUACAUCAUUCCAUUUGAAUAAUAUUUUCUCAACUCUCUCUCUAUAUUCAUCACUACUUUUGUGCAAAACAAAAAGGAAAAAAAAAGUAUGGUUAAUUAAUUGCUGUUGAUUUGAUGAUGUACUUUGAUGUGGUAUUGAUCAUAUGGGUUUAUAUAUAUA